GAAGCAGAGAGAGGAAUGGAAGAAGAGAGAAUUGGGGUAGUGCUGGCAAAGGCAGUAGAGCUCAGAUUGAAGAUCAGCAAUUGCAUCCACAAAGCCACCACUCCAUGUAAACAGAAAACACAAGGAGGAGAAAAUGCGGAAGAAGAAGGAGAUAAAGAAGACAGCUUUCAUGUAAAUGGAGACAAAAACCCCUUUCAAAACCCUGAAACUGAAGAAGACGAUGAAGAAACGGAGAGGCUUUUGAAUAUCGGAGACGCUCUUGAGUCCCUCGAGAACCAGCUCUCCAGUUUGCAGGCCUUGCAACAUCAACAACAUUAUGAAAGAGAAGUUGCCCUUUCUGAGAUCGAGAAUAGCCGCAGGAUGUUAUUGGAUAAGCUCAAGGAAUACAAAGGGGAAGGCUUGGAAGUGCUACGGGAGGCGUCAGAAUUUGCUGGUGAAACAGUGAAGCAUGACAAUGAUCUAUUGCUUCCUCCCUACCCAAGUCGCCCUCCACAUUCCCUGAUUACAGACAAUGGCUAUGUAUCUCACUUUGCUUCUUCGCAGAAGUCUGUACAUAAUGGGAUAAUCAACCAAGACCCAUUAAAUGAAGUACAGGGGAAUGGAAGCGAGCCAAUACUGAAGAGAAAAGAGCAGUCAGGUAAAGGCUUGGUGCAUUUGAUCAGUGCAGCUACCAAGACAGUACUUACUCUUGUUGGUGUGGUAUCUGUGUUAAGCUUGUCUGGUUUUGGACCUAAUUUUGGGAAAAGAGGCAUCCCGUUUAAGGUUCCGUGCUUGUUUCAGCACCCAGGAACUGAAGAAAACAGAGAAGUCAUCCGAUGUCCACCUGGGAAAGUCUUGUUAAUGGAAGAUGGGGAAGCUCGAUGUGUUGUACGGGAAAGGAUUGCAGUUCCUUUGGAAUCAAUGGUUGGGAAACCAGAUGUAAAUUAUGGGUGCGGUUUCAUCAAUGGACCAACUGGUGUGGUUCUCCAGAGCUCUGAAAAGUUGAUGAUGGCCAUGAACACCAUGGAAAGCAUAGUUUUUACAGAGGAACAAGAGGCACUGGUGGUCAAGUCAUGGAAUACAAUGAAGAAGAAUUCUGCUGAAUUGGGUCUCAAGUUCUUCCUCAAGAUAUUUGAGAUUGCACCUUCAGCACAGAAGCUGUUCUCAUUCCUGAGAGACUCAAAUGUUCCUCUAGAGAAGAACUCAAAGCUCAAGUCUCAUGCCAUGUCUGUCUUUGUCAUGACAUGUGAGUCAGCAGUGCAGCUAAGGAAAUCUGGGAAAGUGACUGUGAGAGAGUCAAGCUUGAAAAAGCUUGGAGCUGUCCACUUCAAAUAUGGUGUAGUUGAUGAACAUUAUGAGGUGACCAAGUUUGCACUCUUGGAAACAAUAAAGGAAGCAGUGCCAGCAGAAAUGUGGAGUUUGGAAAUGAAGAAUGCUUGGGGACAAGCUUAUGAUCAUCUGGUUGCAGCCAUCAAGACUGAAAUGAAACCCUCUUCUUCUUAAUUAAUUAAUCACAAUCCUUGUCAUUGAUAAAACUAUAAAAGGAAUGAUUGUCUCAUUCUUGUAGUAUGUUCUUAACUUCUUAUCAUCUCUCAAACCAUUACAAAUGUGUUUUUCUUACCAUAAAAAUGUCUAUUGUUUGUGUACGAGGACCCGUUGUGUGUACUAAAUAAACUUGUGGAUCCAUGCAAUAAUACGUAAAUUAUGUGUGUCAAGCAAGU
This is a messenger RNA of Tripterygium wilfordii, 1700 nucleotides long. Its product is annotated as plastid division protein PDV2-like. Gene Ontology annotation, molecular function: oxygen binding; heme binding. Gene Ontology annotation, biological process: chloroplast fission. Bases 16 to 1482 code for a protein of 488 amino acids. Lineage: Eukaryota; Viridiplantae; Streptophyta; Magnoliopsida; Celastrales; Celastraceae. The record is from RefSeq and is a predicted model, not a curated record. The transcript has 7 exons.